CAGUUGCUGCGCGCGCACGGGUUUUUCGUUUCGUCGUCCGUUCGUUUUUAAAAACAAGGUGUUUUCUUUUUCUUGGUUUUUCCGUUGGUUGGUGUUACGCACCCCCACCCCAAUGGCCAUUAGUGCCAAUCAGUGAUGAGCUUCGUUUUGCUCCGAUUUGCAUAAUUUUCGGGUGUAUCGGCGAUUUCGUGACCAAUUAGUGGGUCCCCACUUAGGUUUGGCAAAUUCUUCGCCAAAUUUCUUUGCGCGAGUGAGUUAAUAAAAAUUUCGCGAAAACUGCUGAAUUAUUCAUUCUGGUGAAUUUCUCCUCAUUCGAAAGGGGACGGCCUGCGAGGGGGCCAAAAUGGCAAGUGCUGGAAGUGUGUUCACGUGUUUUGUCCGCCAGCUAAACGACCAGGACGACGUGUGAGGGCCUGCUGUGCCAACCUUUCCCUGGAUAGAACCGAAAGAAAAAAAAAAAGGAUCAAACUUGGCCAAAUCUUGGCAAAAGAAACGAAUCCUAGCAUCCUUGCUGGAUUGAAAAAGAAAAAGUGCUUUUAUGGUUUUAUUGGUGAGCGAAACGAAUUUCGGGUCGAUUUUUCGACACACUUGAGGAAAAGUGAAAAUCGGCAAAGUGAGUGCCCUAAGACAAGUGCAAUUUUCAAACCGAAAUUUACAAUUACACAUCUUUUUACAACAAGUGCAGACCACUUGACGAAACGAAACGAAACGACGACUUGGAAGGAAAAAAAAGUUCGCCAUCAUUACGCGUUGAAUAAAUAGAAAGAGAGUGAUUAAGUGUGUUUGUGUCUCUGCCUUUAAGUGGUGGUAGUUAAUUGAUUGCAAGGCGAAGAGGGUUGGCAAUUUAGUCGGAUUUUGGCAACACUCGCAACGACAAAAGAGAAAGAGAGGGGGGAAAUUCCGAAAAAGGAUUGUUUUACGACUCUUUUCUUUACGACGCACAUACGCACAAGGAACACGAACCUGUGAGUGUGUAAUCGGUUUUUUUCUACGUUUUUGUUUUUUGGGAACGUCGACGAACGAGUUUUGGAGUGCCGCAGAAAAUAGUCAAGAUGGCUUGUGGUAUCUCCUGCGUGGACGCCGCGCUCAAUCGGUCCUUCUUCCGGCUGGGAGUCUUCAUCGGACGCCAUCCGGGCUACUUUCUGAUAGUGCCCGUGCUGCUGGCCCUGCUGUGCAUGACCGGCUACCAACAGAUCAAGUACGAGAUCGACCCCGAGUACCUGUUCUCGCCGAUCCGGGGCGAGGGCAAGUCCGAGCGUGCCAUCGUCGAGAACUACUUCAAGGUCAACUACACACACCGGUUCAACGUGGGCCGCAUCACCAGACCGGGACGCUUCGGUCGGGUGAUUGUGUACGCGAAGGACGACGACAAGAAUCUGCUGCGGAGCGAGGUGUGGAAGGAGCUCCGGCUGCUGGACGGGAUCAUUCAGAAUGCAACGGCCGAGUACGACGGCGAUCGGUUCACGUUCCGGGAGACGUGCGCCCGGUGGGAGAACGAGUGCUUCACCAACGAUAUUCUUAAUUUGGAUCAGAUUAUCGAUGAGGUGGAAGCCGGCGACCUGAACCUCACCUUCCCGGUCAUGUUCAACCCGGUCACGUGGGACGCGCACGUCUUCCCGGUGUUCUUCGGCGGCACGCAGGUCUCCGAGGACAACAUCAUCAUCUCCGUCCCCUCGCUGCAGCUGGUGUAUUUUGUGACGGCGGACUCGAAACGGCAGGACGCCCGGGGUGCGGCCUGGGAGGAAGCCUUCCUGGAGGCCGUCGGGUACGCAGAAGACAACGGCGUCUUCAAGCACAUCUCCGUGGCCCGGUUCGCGUCCCGGACGCUCGAUCACGAACUCGAGAAGAACACCCGGACGGUCGUGCCGUACUUUAGCUCGACCUUCAUCCUGAUGGCGGUAUUCAGCAUUGUGACGUGCAUGAUGGGUGACGUGGUGCGGUCGAAGCCGUGGCUCGGACUCAUGGGCAACGUGUCGGCGGUGAUGGCAACGAUGGCCGCUUUCGGGCUGGCCAUGUAUCUUGGCGUCGAGUUCAUCGGCAUUAAUCUGGCGGCACCGUUUCUAAUGAUCGGAAUCGGUAUCGACGACACGUUCGUCAUGCUGGCGGCCUGGCGCCGAACCUCGGUCAAGUUGUCCGUGCCGGAACGCAUGGGCCACAUGAUGUCCGAGGCGGCCGUCUCGAUCACCAUCACCUCGCUCACCGACAUGCUGUCGUUCUGGAUCGGCAUCGCGUGCCCCUUCCCGUCGGUGCAGAUCUUCUGCACCUACAGUGGGCUGGCCGUGUGCUUUACCUACCUGUGGCACGUGACCUUCUUCGCCGCCUGUAUGGCCGUGUCCGGCCACUGCGAGUUCAAAAAUCUGCACGCCAUCUUCGGCUACCGGGUGCUGCCGGAAUCGGUCGCCAUCAAAGAGAAACGCUCCUGGUUCACGAGGAAGUUCAACACGGGUGGAAUCAACAGGGACGACCCGGACAACCCGAUCGACAACAAGGAGCACCUGCUGAUGAAGUUCUUCCGCGAGAAGGUCGCCAGCGUGCUGAACCGGGGCUGGGUCAAGGCGCUGAUCAUCCUGAUCUUUGCGGCCUACCUGGGCGGUGCCUGCUUCGGACUGACCAAGAUCAAGGAGGGCCUGGAGCGACGCAAGCUGUCCAAGGCGGACUCGUACUCGGUCAAGUUCUUUGAUUUGGAAGAUGAGUACUACCGGGAGUUCCCGUACCGCAUCCAGGUGAUCGUGACCGGCGAGCUGAACUACUCCGAUCCGAACACGCAAGCGCAGAUCGAGGAUCUGAUGCAGUCGCUGGAGAACACGUCCUACAUUACGACACCGCUGUACAGCGAGUCGUGGCUGCGGUCGUUCAUCUCGUACGUCGAUAGGAAUAACGACUAUCUGAAUCUGACGCUGGACAGCGAAGAGUCGUUCAUCGCGGCGUUGAAGGAGAUCUGGCUGUUCCCGGCGAAUCCGUUCUCGCUGGACGUAAAGUUCAGCGCCGACGGCAAGCGCAUCGAGGCGUCCCGAUUUAUGAUCCAGGCGAUCAACAUUACCGACACAAACCACGAGAAGGUCAUGGUGAAGGAUCUGCGUGCGAUCGCCAAGGCGUCACCGCUGAACGCAACCGUGUUCCAUCCGUACUUUGUGUUCUUCGAUCAGUUUGAGCUUGUGCGACCUACCGCAAUCCAGUCGAUGGUCGUUGGUGCGCUGAUCAUGAUGUUGGUGUCGUUCAUCUUUAUUCCGAACUUCCUGUGCUCGCUGUGGGUAGCGUUCUCGAUCGUGAGCAUCGAGCUCGGAGUCGCCGGUUACAUGAGUCUGUGGGACGUAAAUCUGGACUCGAUCUCGAUGAUCAACCUGAUCAUGUGCAUCGGCUUUUCGGUGGACUUUACGGCGCACAUCUGCUACACGUACAUGUCGAGCAAGGCACGGACACCGGACGAGCGAGUGCGGGAAACGCUGUACGGAAUGGGUAUGCCGAUCGUGCAGGGCAGUGUCAGUACGAUCUUGGGUAUUAUCGCACUGCUGCUAGCGGAGAGCUACAUCUUCCUGGUGUUCUUCAAGAUGGUCUUCUUGGUGAUCUUCUUCGGGGCUAUGCACGGGCUGUUCCUGCUGCCGGUUCUGCUAUCGCUGUUCGGACCAGGAUCGUGCACUUCGUACCCCGACGAUGAUCACAAGAUGUCAUCGGUAGAAAAGGCAUACCCACAUCCGUACUGCAUUUCGCAUCCACAACUCGCUCUGACCGGUGCCUUCGGCAGCAAGACCUUCCUGGGAGCCCCCUACAAAGCAUACGGAGACGAGAAAGACCUCGGCCUCGGAACAUCCGGUGAAGACUCCAGCGAGAGUUCGAGCAGCAAGUCGCAGCGCCGCCAGGCACUCGAAGAUGAAAACACUCGACGCCGCUACGAGGAAGGCUGGCGAAGAUCAUCGCACAACCUAACCGGCCAGAGUCAGUUCCAACCCGUGCUGGACCUGUACGGCCAGGAGUCGCUGUGGCCUGCCAAAACUGCACCCAAACCGGCGCCCAAACCUCCAGCAAAGGUCGCAAACGGACGCUACGUCGCCGGCUACGACGACAUGGUGAACAUUGCGCAAGGCCAAACCUCAUCCAACAAGAAAAAGUUCGAGUACGAAGCCGACCGCGAGCGUGACCGGCGAAAGUCGGAGGAAACCCGAACGGCCGCCCCCCGCAAGCCUCGCUACGAAGACAACCGAACGUUCCAGCAAGACGACGAAGUGCUGGACGACGAAUACCAGCACACCAACCGGUACUACAUGUACGACACCAGCCACGUGAAGCGCCUGUCCAACGACAGCGCCAACAGCGGCAGCGACAGCAACAACAGCCACCGGAAGUACUCGGACGAGAGCGACCAGAACAAGCGGCGACGGUUCAGCGACGAGCGCCGACCACGAAAGUACUCUCCGCCGGAGGGAAUCUACAAGCAGAACCCGAACGCCCGUUCGUCCUCGCAGCACAAUCUGUACUACCCGCGGCAGCCGCCCCAGCGGACCGCGUCCCAGAACAGUCUGCACCAGCUGCGGCACAUGGGUGACAUGAGAUUUCCUUGAGCAGGCAGGUGUCCGGAACUUCCGGUAGAGCCCUAAUUAGAGUGCGCGCGCGCAGUGGAUCUAGAACUUUAAGUAGGCAAUUUAAAGAUGACUAUUUCCCUCUUUUUUCCUUUUCUUUAUAAAUCCCAACUUCUACAAGUCCUGUUUUUUGCUCAAAUGAUAGUUACGCGUUUAAGUUAUACACCCCUGGCCACGGAACGUUUCCAGCCCUGCGUUUGACAGUUUGCCACCUUACGCAUUGUGCGGCUUGAAUUGAUCAAAGUUGACACGGUGAAGGUAAGAUAAAACUGCCAAACGCAAGGUUGGUAUCAAAUCUGAAUUUCUUCCAACACGAAAUCAAUUUUCCUGCAUUACUCCACAAUUUCUCGGAAGAAUCUCUUGGCCGAAUCUUAUUGUAAUAUAUUAGUGGGAAAUCGAAUAUCAGUGUGUUUGCGGUGGAAUGAUUGCGGCAGUCGAAUAAACUAGAUAAAAUUAGGGUGUCUAAUUGUUCGAGUUGGAGUGAGUGCGACUGCGUGUGAAACAAUUUAAUAUAUUUUGAAUGAACGAAACUCGAUUAAUUUAAUACUAAGCAGAAAAGUGUUGUUCGCGCCCUCAUCUAACUUAACUACAGUGGAAUGUGUGAAACGUAAGACAAGCAAGCAAGAGAGUGUUAUUUAAUUUAAUCAAACAGUUAGUCGUUUAAUGCCGGACCGGAAAGCUGUGACGACGAAGAGAAAUCGAGCGAAACGCAAAAAAGUUCACAUGAUCAAAAUUCAAAUCUCACUACCCGACCUUCGCGAAUUGUCCUGAUCGGAGGAAGGCCACACCAACCUGGUGGGCCAUCGCCUAAGGGAAGAGUUCGAAGCUGGGUUUGUAGAUAAUUUCGGGAAAAAAAGAAGAAAAGUUUUUUGCACAAAAGACGGAAGGACACUUACUGGAUAGUACGGGAGAGUAUCAAUUUUUUGUAGAACUGGGAAAAACAUAUAACGUGUAUUUAGAAUUGUUAAGGGAAUUUAUAAAAAAGGAGAAAAACGAUCAAAAAAUUGCAACGUGUAGGAUUAUUAAACAUUUACAUAAAUCAACAUUUUGUAUCAUAUGAGAAAGGAAGAACAAACGGCUAAACCGAAACAUGUGAGCAUUGAAGUUUUCUUCGUGCUGCAAAAAACAGAUGACAAUAGCCGUUUAAAACUGAGCCUUCGUUGGGUAAAAAAAAAAACGAAUUAUUAUUAUUAAUUAAAUCCGAGGCCAAUAAACUUUGUAUGUAAAUCGA
Molecule: messenger RNA, 5805 nt
Organism: Culex quinquefasciatus (southern house mosquito)
Lineage: Eukaryota; Metazoa; Arthropoda; Insecta; Diptera; Culicidae
Gene: Ptr
Product: patched domain-containing protein 3
Exons: 9
Coding region: 1053-4556 (1167 amino acids)
Cellular component (GO): plasma membrane; cytoplasmic vesicle membrane
Source: RefSeq, a predicted model, not a curated record